Molecule: messenger RNA, 2135 nt
Organism: Adelges cooleyi (spruce gall adelgid)
Lineage: Eukaryota; Metazoa; Arthropoda; Insecta; Hemiptera; Adelgidae
Product: proton-coupled amino acid transporter-like protein CG1139
Exons: 9
Coding region: 440-1816 (458 amino acids)
Biological process (GO): amino acid transmembrane transport
Cellular component (GO): vacuolar membrane
Molecular function (GO): amino acid transmembrane transporter activity
Source: RefSeq, a predicted model, not a curated record
GCGCGCCCUUUUCAUUCUAGUUUGGAAUCCGCCGGCGGACGGUUAAUAUUAAAUCAUAAAUAAAUACCAGUCCAGGUUAAAAACUUUUUUUUCAUUUUUAAAUAAAAUUUUGUGAAGUGUCGUGUUUUUUAUUAUAUUAUUGUAUUUUUCAUCUCGUCUUGCGAAUAGGUACUCGUUAUUUUUUUUUUUACCGUCCGAAUUUUGACAAUUUUGCGGCGCCAAUGCAAAAAAAAUGAGUGCAUCUAUAGGACCUGGAUGUUAAAUUUCAAACUUUUUUUUUUAUCGUCUAUCUAAUUGUUACGAAUGAUUUAAUUAUAACAACAUAGCCAACGUAAUUGAAAAACAUCAACGCAACGUUUUUUUGAAACCUAUAUAUAUAUAUAUGUAAUAAACAUAUAUAUAUUGUAAAUAUACAAAUAUAUUUCCCAGUCGUCAUAAAAUGGGUGACAAAUCGCGUAAAGGCAGUGGCCAAGAUGCCGAAGCAAAUAACACGACGGCGGAGCAACAACGCACGGAAGCCGUGGCAAAAGCCGUGCACGGUCAUCCGGUUUCAGAACACCCGACCACGUACUGCGAGACGCUCAUGCAUCUUCUGAAGGGCAACAUCGGGUGCGGCAUGUUGGCCAUGGGAGAUGCUUUUCGAAACGGAGGUCUGUUGAUGGCGCCUCUGCUCACGGUCUUCAUCGGCACCGUGUGCAUAUACAACAAUCACAUAUUGCUAAAUGUCGCGCAUAAGCUCAAGAGCCGACUGAAACUCGAACACUGCCCGACGUUUUCGGAGACGAUCGAACUGUCUUUCGCUACCGGACCCAAAAGUCUACAGAGGCACGCGGAUUUAUUCAGGACCUUAGUCAACGUGUUUGUCAUAAUAACUCAACUGGGAUUCUGCUGCGUGUACAUAUUGUUUGUUUCAAAUUCUAUUAAACAAUUUUGCGACGAAUACGGUGCGGUGAUAGACAUUCACAUACAUAUGAUUUUCGCACUGAUACCGAUUAUGUCCUGUGCCAUGAUUAGAAAUUUAAAGUUCAUCGCGCCUCUAUCUACGGCCGCAAACAUUUCAAUGGCCAUUGGUCUAGGUAUCAUCCUAUCGUACUGCAUAGUGGAUUUACCACCGUUGGCGUCUAGAACAGCCGUUGCCCAUUGGUCACAAAUACCGUUGUUCUUUGGCACGGCUAUAUACGCUUUCGAAGGCAUAAGUCUGGUAUUACCUCUGCAAUUGGAAAUGAAAAAACCAGACCGAUUCGCUUCCACUUUAGGAGUGUUAAACACUGGCAUGACUAUUGUGACAUUCAUAAUUUUAACUAUGGGCUUCGUAGGAUUCUGGCGUUUUGGCGACGACGUCAAAGGCAGUCUGACACUUAAUCUUCCCCCAACACUCGUAUUAUCCAAAAUUGUAGUCGGUCUGAUGGUGUUUGCAAUUAUUUGUACUUACACUCUACAAUUUUACGUGCCUGUUGCUAUUUUGUGGCCUUCAGUACAAGAAAAAUAUGGACCGUUCCAAUCUCCAGCUUUAGCCGAAUAUCUUCUUCGCGCCGCUUUAGUGUUCGCAACAUUUUUAGCAGCCGAAGUGAUACCACAUUUAGCAUUAUUCAUAUCUUUAGUUGGAGCUAUAGCUAGCACAUUUUUGGCAUUGAUAUUUCCACCCAUUUGCCACAUGGUUGUAUGGAAGGAAGAAGGAUUUGGAGCAUAUAAUUGGAAACUUCACAUGGACAUCCUUACAAUCAUCUUGGGUCUACUAGGUUUUGUCACUGGUACAUAUUUUAGUUUACACGACAUUGUUGUUGCGUUCAGCAAAGAUUUCGGCUUACACCACUGAACGAAAUAUAAUAGAAUGUUCACUAUUUAGUUUUAGAAAAUGCACCAUUUUGUGUUUUUAAUACGUAAUAUCUUUAAUUUAUUAUAUUAUUAGUUUAUUUUAAUACGAUAGAAUAUAUAAUUGAUAGAAUUAUCAAAUACACGUUUAAAUUUCUACAAUUACAGACCAAGUUAUUAGGUUGUUUGUAAAUUAUUUACGUUUAUUGUCAAUUAAAUAUAUAACACAUUUAAAUAUUUUUAUUGUUCUAAAAAGUAGAUAAAUAUUUAUAAAAAUAUACCCAACAAUUAUUUAUCUGUACAAAACAAGACAAUACUUUCUA